UGAAGGGCAUGCACAAAUGCAGUUGGAAUUGGCUGAACAUGAAAUGGAACAUUUAUCAACGAAAUUAGAACGUUUAGAAAAGAAAAAUAUUCAUCUUUCAAAAAAAAUUAUGGAAAUGGAAUUAGAUUCAAAGAAAACUUCAGAGAAUGGAGAAAUUAUUAAAGGGCGAGCAAAACAAUUUGAAGUACCAGCGGAAAUGCAACGUGAUAUUGGCAAGUUAAUGAUAACAAUUAGUGAAUUAGAACGUAAAAAUUUAGACUUAUCAUUGCAACUAAAACAGCAAAGCGAAUUCAAUUCAUCAGUACCAUCAGAAAAAUCUCAAACUGAAUUACGAAUAGAAAAGGAGCAUAAGAAAAUUAUUGAAAAUGAAUUGAUGGAACUAAAACGGAUGAUGCUUCAAUCAGAUAAUCAAAAAUUGAUUUCUAUGGCUACAAAGGUUGAAUUACUGAACAAUCAACUUCUAUUAGUGAAUGAUCGUUGUGCAAACCUUCAUCGAAGAAUUGUAAAAGAAGGUGGGAGUGAAACCGCAUAUAUAGAUUCAUUGAAGAAUAAAUGUGAGGAAUUGGAAAGGCAAUUAAGUGAACAGAAAGCGAAAAAUGCAAUCAAUUGCUCCCAGAUUGAUAGCGUUACCACGGAUGAGAUUGAACAAUGCUGUGAAGUGCUUGCAUCUGUGGAAGCACAAACAAAUCGAAUUUGCAAGCAAAUUGAAAAAAUUGAUAGUGCUCAAAAGGAUGAACGGCGGCGUUCGUUAUCGAAGGACAACAGCGCAACAAUCAUUGCUGAAUUAGCAAGUGUGAUGUCCGAAUUAAAUAACGUCCAUCAAUUACUUGAAGCACACAAAGUUAAUAUAGUAAGUGUCGCUCGAGGUUCGCCAGCAAAAAGUACAUCGAAUGUAAAUUCAGAAUUAAAAUUAUGCAAUAAAUGCAAAGAAAAUGAAACAUUUAUUGCAUCACAAAAAGAUGAAAUCAUAUUCUACAAGAAGAAAAAUAAGGAGCUCACUAAUCAGGUAUUACAAACAGAAGAUCGUUGGACUGCUGAAAUUGAAAAGCAACGACAAAGCUACGAAAAUGAGGUUCGUAUUUUACAUACAAAAUUGAAUGAUGCACAAAAGAAUGUGAUAGAGCAGGAGCAUUUAUUGGAAUCACGAGCUGUUGCACUGGCAGAAAAGGUUCGGAUGAUACAGGAACGAGAUGAGAAAUGUGAUAAAUUAAAAAAAGAAUUAACUGUUGUAAAAAAAGAAAUCCAGGAUAUUGAAGCGAAUCGUAAAUCUGCUAAAGAGUUUGAAAUUAAAUAUAAAAAAUUAGAAUCGAUGUUCACUUUGGAAAAGGAGAAAUUGGCUGAGGAAAAGACAAAGUCCAAAUUAGAAGUAUCAUUGUUAAAGAAGAAAUCUGAGGAAGCACUAAUUGAUCUUGAGAAAUUACGCAACAGUUACGUGAAAAAGGAAAAAGCAUGGGAGGAAAAACGUGAUAUGCUCGAAAAUGAAUUAUCAUAUUUGAGGAAACAGCUUAAUAAGGAAACUAUAAAUAAUAGCACAGAUGGAACAACGACUGUUUCGGAUCUCAGUUCACCUAUUCCCGUCAUACAUCAAUCAACAACAUCAACGGUAUCACCAGUGAUAACAAACUAUAAAAAUGAUGAUAUUGUAGAUCUGAAAGAUCAAAUUGCAACUCUGCAAAACAAGAAUAAAGAAUUGACGAAUCAAGUCUCAGAUGCAAAACGUGAUAAUGAAGAUUUACGUAUGGAGAUUGCCACUUUGCAACAAAAAUGGACAAAGGAUAAGAAUGAUUUAUUACACAAAGCGAGACAGGAAGAAAAAAUUCGCAAUGUUGAGUUCGAUGCAUUACAGCAAAAAUUUGCAAGCCGAAUGCGAAUAAUGGAAGAUACGAAUAAAUCGUUGCAUUCACAGUUAGUACAAGCUCGACGUGAACGUGAUUAUCAUCGUGAAGCAUUGCAUACAUUUGAAAGUAAAGUAUCGGAGGAACAACGCCGCGGAGAAAAAGACAUAAGGCAGAAUAAGGAAUUAGAGCGGAGAAGCUCCGAUAUGAUCAAAGAGAUAGAAGAUUUGAAGGAGGAAGUGAUUAAAUUGAAUACUGAUUUGAAAUUGUCAAAAGAGAUUCAUGAAGCUGAUCGUGCCUUAUGGAAUAUUGAAAAAUCUCACAUCAAGCCAAAGAAGGCUACAAUUUCGGCUGAUAAUGGUACAGACAGUAAAACUGAAAGUGCUUUAAAAACUGCCGAAAUAGCUCAAAAGAAAUAUGCAGAAUAUCAAGAUUUUUAUGCGAAAGAAGUGGAAAAGUUAAAUUCAAAACUGAAAGGACUGCUAAAUGAAAAUCUCGUCAAACAGCAAGAAUCCGAAAGAACUCUAAAAAAUCUACGUGAACAGAUCAAAGUACUGGAAAUUAGUCAACGAAAUUUGAUGGAAGCUCGCGAUAUGCAAUUGGGUGCAAAAGAAUUUUUAGAAAAUGAGCUUGAAAGAUUACAAGAAAUAAUGAAUGUAAACGAAGUUCAUCGAUUAACAAGAAAGUACAAAUUAUCAUUAAUCAUUGAACAGCUACAAAUACUAAUCGAGUCAUUAACCAAAUCAUCAAUUAUUGGAAAAGAUUCAUUGGAUAGUUUAAAAGCUUUUGUUUCUCAAUUGAAACAAAUGAAAGAGGACGAAAAUCAUCAAUCAAUUACGAUUAGCAAUGAAAAAAAACAAAACAAACCUAACGAACGUGUUAAAACGAUUGGAAGUGAAUCUGAUACGACAUCACACGUACGAUCUAAUGCAACUUUACAAUCAUCAACUCCAACUCGUUUCUACUCCUAUAGUACCCUCCCAACAUCAUCAUAUAAGUUAUCAGCAACAGUGAAAAAUCUGAGUGAAAGUAACUCGGCCAUUGAAAUUCGAGAAAUGGGAGCAAUUACUAAUGGAACACAAUCAUCAACUAAGAAAAUUUCACCAUUUCCAGAUCCACCACCUACUCUUAUCCUUAACAAGGAAAUGGCGGUAGAAUAUGAUAAAGACGGCCGACUUCAUUACAUUCCUAAAAGUAUUUCACGUUCCACGUCACGUGAUCGGCGUGAUGAUAACUCUGAUCCGAAUGAUGGCGAAGAUUCAUCAACCGGACAACUGCAUUUCAGAACAAAUAGUACCGGAACGAAUAUUUUAUAUGACAUUCGUCGACUUGAGUUAGCUUGCGGUACCCAACCAUCAGUACGUUUAAUGGCAAAAGCAUUUGAAACAAUGGAAGAAGCAAAGGCAUCAAAAACACUUUCAAAUUCAAAACGAUCAUUGUUUGGUAUACGCAAAUCACGUUCCGUUGAAACAACUGAAGUAGGAAAAGGCAUUGGAAGUGCUACCAAAAGUGUAUUAACACCUUUAACAUCAUCACCAGUAGCAAUAACUGUACUUGGCCGAAAUACAUCACUCAGUCAUAUUGAAGAAUUAAUGGGUAGUCAAUCACCGUUCGGAAAUGUAUCUCGCGGAAGCCGAAAUCCAUUUAGAAUUAUGAAAACGAAGUUAGUUGAACGUGUACGACGAAGUUUGAGUAGAUCGAGCUCAAAGAGACACAGGGAUGGUUCGACAGAAAGUAGUCAAAGUAUUAAGCAUAGGAAUGAAAGCAUUACGCUAGUUGAUCAGAAAGAUGAAAUGGUUGAAAAAUUUGGCGAAACAAAGAAAUCUCAUACAUCACCGUCGUCUACUAAGAAAACGAUAAGUAAAACUCGAGUGAAGAAAAAAGUAAAGAAAACAGCAACAAUCAGUCAGCAGCCAAAAUAG
Acanthocheilonema viteae is the source of this 3757-nucleotide messenger RNA. NCBI's taxonomy places the organism in Eukaryota, Metazoa, Nematoda, Chromadorea, Rhabditida, Onchocercidae. The record is from the annotation of a GenBank genome assembly.